Molecule: messenger RNA, 2344 nt
Organism: Cicer arietinum (chickpea)
Lineage: Eukaryota; Viridiplantae; Streptophyta; Magnoliopsida; Fabales; Fabaceae
Biological process (GO): transposition
Source: RefSeq, a predicted model, not a curated record
CCGUGGGUAUAGUGAAACAAAAUAGUUGAUUUUAUCCCCCAAAUUCCCUUUCAUUCAUCAAAGAGAGUAAGGAAGAAAACAACGGAACGAGACCGGCGACCACAGGAAACGUUCCACCGUCGCGCAUUGUACUUCCACAGUCACAACAUUGAGAUGCCUCCGAAAAAGAAGACUAGAGUCAAGCAUCCUUUGAAGAAGAAUGGCAUGAUUUUACCAGAUAUAGUAGCUCAGGUGGCUCAACAAGUACAAGCAGCAGUUGAUCAAUCCCCACUAGAUGACGAUGCCACUACACUAGCCCCACUGUAUGGGUGGCGUCCCACCCAGGGACAUGUAAAGCUUUAUACCCAACAAGUUGUAGGGCCUCCGCCCCAGCCUAAUGAGAUGCCUCCAAAAAAGAAGAGUAGAACCAAGCAUCCUUUGAACAAGAACCAUGUGAUUUUACCGUAUAUGGUAAGUCAAACGGCUCAGCAGGUACAAGCAGCAGCUGAUCAAUCGCCACUAGAUGACAAUGCCACUACACUAGCCCCACAAUAUGUGCAACGCCGCACCCUGCGACAUGUAAAGCCUCCUACGCAACAAGGUGCAUUGCAUGCGCCCCAACCUAGUGAGAUGCCACCAAAAAAGAAGAUUAGAGUCAAGCAUCCUCUGAAGAAGAACCGUGUGAUUUUACCACAUAUGGUAAGUCAGACGAAUCAACAGGUACAAGCAGCAGCUGAUCAAUCGCCACUGGAUGAUGAUGCCACUACACUAACCCCACAAUGUGUGUGGCGUCGCACCCAGCGGCAUGUAAAGCCUCCUACCCAACAAGUUGCAGUGCCUCCAUCCCAACCUAAUGAGGUGGAUCACUCUGAACCAACUAUAGUAAUGAUGCCAACACUGGGUUUGGUUUCGAUGGACACAAUGCAUCCUUCUAGGGAGGACCACAUUUCCCCGUCCUCGACUACUAAUCAUUCUCCAUCGCAGCCAUUGACAUCCUUUUCUUCGCAACAUACUUCAGUUUCGACUAAUCCGUCAUGUUUAGUACCUGCUCCGAGAGGUAAUAGGACUAAGGGGUCACGAUACUCCCGUCCUAUCCCUGAGACUGCACCUGAUGGGAGGCCAUUGAUUCAUCCGGAUGGUCGAGGGUGGUUACCAUGUAGGGUGGCCUCUAGGGCCCUCACCUCAGUCAUUACAUCACAAUAUAGUGAUCCGUACCCUAGUUGGGGAGCAAUCCCACCAACUAUGGUGGAAUGCUGGUUCGAAAAAUUUGGUGAAAAAGUUGCUUGGUUGCCUGAGCAUGAUUUUCAAAUUAGGAAUAUCUUCAAAACUAAAGGAUCAAUGCGUCUUUCUGAGAUAUUGAUGGAGGCGAGGAACAAGCGCAAGCGUCCAUCUUGGAUGGAUGAGAGUGUUUGGAAAGAACUUGAGAGGAUAUGGAUGGAUCCAUCCUAUAAGAAGAUAUCAGUUCGAGCUAAGAAAAACCGUGCUUCUUGUAAAGGAGGAUCUGUCCAUACUUGUGGAUCUAUAUCAGUCGCUGAGCAUACCAUACGAAUGGCUGAAGAGUUGGGUAGAGAUCCCACAUUGGAUGAGAUCUUCGUAAAAACACACACCAAGAAGGACUCCUCUUGGGUUGAUGAUAGAGCAAAAAAAUCAUAUGAAUCCUUUCAGGAUAAGUUGCAAAAGGCCUCCCAAGUUGAGGAUGCAUCUGGUAGUGGCUCUCAAGCCAUUAACCCCGCAGCUCGUUUAGACAUAUGGGUCCAAUCUGUUGGGGGAAAGAAUCGAGGACGUAUUUACGGUGCUGGAGAUAGAUCCUCGCUGUAUAGACCAGGUGUCAAAUGUCUAACCCCAGAUUCUCGUCCAUCUAAAGGUUGCUCCAAUGUCCUAUCUCAAUACUCUGGCGAGGUGGCUGCACAAAUAGCAGCAUUUGAGGAGCGAGCAAAGGCGGCAGAGGAUGAGGCAAGAGAAGCGCGGGAAGAGCUUAGGCAAGUAGAGCAGCGUCGACAAGAGGAAGUUCACCUGGCAGAGCAGCGCACUGCGAAGUUUCAGAGGCAGCUAGCAUCAUUAGCAAAUAGUGUAGCUUCCAUACAGGCUGAGUCCUCCCGUCGUCGUCGCCGUCGUCGUCAUCGUCAUCGAGAUUAUGAUGAGUAUGAGUCUACCAGUGAUGAGAGUGAGGACUAUUGAUUUCUAUUGAUAUUUUGAUUUUGUAGCUCUGACUUGUAGCAACAUUAUCCAUAUCUACCCUUAUGACUACAUCUUAUGUCUAGACAUCUGGUGUCGUUAUUAUCGACUUUGAGACUUGUAAUAGUCAUUUUGUGUAUUAUAAAUACUACACUUUAUUUAACAUGGUGAUGUUUUGUUAUGUUUGAAA